This is a messenger RNA of Prunus armeniaca (apricot), 180 nucleotides long. Lineage: Eukaryota; Viridiplantae; Streptophyta; Magnoliopsida; Rosales; Rosaceae. The record is from the annotation of a GenBank genome assembly.
AUGAAGGUAAAGAUGAGAACUAUACUGUUGUCAAGAGGACUUUGGAGCUUCGUUGAAAGAGGGCAUCAAGAGCUAGGGAACCAAGUCAGCUUCCAGCAGCACAAAAUAGAGAAGUUUGAAGCAGAAGUCACAAAUGAGGCUAUUUACCUCACAAACGACUCUUUGUCAUUUGUGAGGUAA